AUGGCAUUAAGAUUACGAAGGUUUAGCCAAGGCUUAGUUCAGGACCCCACUACUCGUCGUAUUUGGUUUGCUAUUGCUACUGCGCAUGACUUCGAGAGUCAUGAUGAUAUUACGGAGGAACGUCUUUAUCAGAAUAUUUUUGCUUCUCACUUCGGACAAUUAGCAAUAAUUUUUCUAUGGACUUCUGGAAAUCUCUUUCAUGUAGCUUGGCAAGGAAAUUUUGAAGCAUGGGUACAAGACCCUUUACACGUAAGACCUAUUACUCAUGCAGUUUGGGAUCCUCAUUUUGGUCAACCGGCUGUGUAA
This is a messenger RNA of Ricinus communis (castor bean), 306 nucleotides long. Its product is annotated as photosystem I P700 chlorophyll a apoprotein A2-like. The record is from RefSeq and is a predicted model, not a curated record. Bases 1 to 306 code for a protein of 101 amino acids. Gene Ontology annotation, biological process: photosynthesis. Lineage: Eukaryota; Viridiplantae; Streptophyta; Magnoliopsida; Malpighiales; Euphorbiaceae. Gene Ontology annotation, cellular component: thylakoid; membrane. The transcript has a single exon.